GUGAGUAAGACGUUUUGUAUCUGAGCCAUUUUUCUCUGAACUCUGACAGGGGACCUGUCCUCCUGCGCUCCCCGGGAAACAUGCUCCUCUUCUGGAUGUCUUGUGGAUCACUUCUCCCUCUCCUGGUCCUUUGCAAUAACGGACAAGAAUGCUGCACCAUCCAGGACAACACACAAUAUCAUGUGUCCCCUGUGCUUGAGUCCCUGCGGUGCUACAAUGAUUACAGCUCCUACGUCCGCUGUAGCUGGGAGGAGAGUCCACACCCGUCCUCACAGCCGUUAGCCCUAUACUACUGGGACAGCCCUGAGAACCGUGAGUCCUUGUGUGAACCCUAUGGUCAGCGAGCACGGAAUCCCAACAACAUCAAGCUCACUGCCCAGUGUCAGUACAACACUAAAUACUUUGGCAUCAAUACCAACCAUGUCUUCUUCUUCAAGACCUCCUGUCCCCCUGCCCUGCUUCUGUCUAAGAAUGUGAGGGUGCGUCCACCAGUCCGCCUAUCACAGAAGCUUGUAGAAAGGGGGGGCUGUUUGCUCCGCUGGGAAAGCCCCUACCCCCAUCAUCCCCCUUGACCCCCACUCUCAACUACCAGGUCAACUACAGGAGGUCUAACCAGGAUGACUGGACAGCAGUGGAGGUUCAGGACACCCAGCUGAGUGUGAAGGCUGAGGCUCAGGUGCCCGGCUUCCAGUAUGAAGCCAAGGUGAGGGCAAGGAUGAAGACGGGACUGUGGAGCGAGUGGAGCCCCCUAGUGACCUGGAUGACUGAGGAGGACCCUGUGCCAGGCCCCUCCAAUGCCCAGUGUGUGUUGGAUAAUGAGACUGCGGUGACAUGCAGUUGGGAGGUGAAGAGAGACCUGGCUCAGUUCCUUACCUUCCACCUGUCCUGCAAACACAACCCCACUGCACCAGCCCAGAAAUGCUGUGAUAACACCAUGGUCGACGUUCCAUCCAGGGAUCCAGUGCUCAAAUACAGCUGCUCCUUCCAUGUCCAAGACUUAGAGCAGCUAGAGGUGGAGCUUGUACCCACACGCAACAGCAAAAAGUUUAAAACACACAAAAACAUUCGUCCAAACCGUCCACUCAAAGUGCAGAUAGAAGAGAGAGAUGGGAACUGGAUUCUAAAAUGGAAUCCGCCUAAUUUUUAUCUGACCGAUCAUCUGCACUAUCAGGUGCAAUACUGGAGUAAUGAGACUCAGGAGGGUACUACGUUCCUCAAUGUCUCCCAGGGGUCCCGCUCGCUCUCCAUCCUGGGGGCGUCCCUGCGCCCCUCUGAGUGCUACCUGGUUAUGGUGAGAGCCCUGGUGGUCCCGGGAAAACUUGAUACUUUUGACGGAGCCCCCUCAGAAUGGACCGACCCAGUGGAGUGGACCACACAACCAGCUUCCUGGUCCAUCACCACCUUCCUCUACGUCUUCAUCAGUAUACUGGUGGCAAUUGUCUUCAUCGCUCUCUAUGUUACCAUACCAGCCUGUCACAGGAGGGUAGUCCUGUGGGAGGUGUCUGUCCCGUCGCCCCUCAAGAGCAAGGUACUGGGAGAAGUCAUUAAAAAAUCUCCUGACAGGUUGUUAUUCCAUGAGAGUGAGAGAAGUGAGAAGACCUACAUCUGCAGGGUACAGUCACAGGAGAGCAGGGAGGAUAACAGUCUCUGCUCCAGAUGCUCUUCAGAUAGUCCAUUGUGGUUGAACUCAGAUGUAAAAGCAACUGGACUGUUCCAUUCCAUUACCAAGGAGGGGUGGAAGAAGUAUGACCCAAACUCUUCCUCCCUCCAUUUGCUGUCUGUGGAUAGAUCUGACCCUCCUGCUCUAGACUCAUCCGGCUUCAGCUUCAGUGGCCCUUACAUCUUCUGUGGCGACAGUUCACCGGCACCGAGUGAGUUUCUGAGUCUGGAGCCUCCAUGUGAGGAGUCCGACAACACUCUCUCUAACUCUGAACCCACUUCUCCGUCCUCCUCGGAGAGGUCUGCCCCAUCCCUCUCAGAGUCGAGUGAGGGCUACGUGGCGAUGCCUCAGGUCUGUGCUGGCCUGUCCAAAUCAACAGAUGGAGUGUCUGAUGGUGUUACGAGCGCUGUAGUAGCGGACAACAGUAAGAACACUGGUAACAACAACGGCAACAACGACAUCAUGGCAUGGCCCAAGUCAGAGCUCCUCCCACCCGGACCUAGCUCUAUGCCCACCUGCUCACCACCCAGUGAGAAUGAAGACCCUCCUCCAGCAUACACACCCCCAACCACCACAACCACCCCCCCCACCUUGCCCCCAGUGGGCCCUACCCUACACACCUCUGGGUACUGCUUCCUCCCGGCCCUACAGGCACUUGGGGGCUGGGGCCAUGUGCAGUCUUCUGGACCACCUAAAGGGGGCAGUCAAGAGCAGCAGGCCUGUAGGAGGGAGAUGAGGCAGGAGGAGCAGUGCAAAGAGGAUCCAUAUGUCAGACUGUCCCAGCUAGCCACUUAGCUAACUAGCUAACCCCAUCUAAUGCUGGACUACAUGAGGGCCACUAUACGUCACUGUUCUCAAUAUUUGAUCCAUUCUAACACUAACACACCUGUCUCAACUAAUCACAAGAGCUUGUUUAUUAGUUGGACUAGUUAAUUCAGGUGUGUUAGUGUUGGAAUGGACCACAUGUGUAAAACUACUGAUUUGUGGUCACUGAAGACUGGGUUGAGAUUGAGAAACACUUCUAUUUCUGGGAGGGAAAACUGUUGGAGCCUCAUAGAGAAGCCUCCCUUGAUUACUCACAAUGCCCAGCAGAUGGCAUCACUGUACUUACUGUGUAUCUGUUGAACUCACAAGAGGUGGCCUAUGGAUUCUACUGUAAGGACUAACUACAAACACAGAAGCAUACUGCAGUAAGCCAUUCCUCUCUGGGUGGUAGGGUGACUUCGGGCCAGAUUCCCAGGUUUCCACCACAUCACAUAGAUGGUACAUGUGUAACAGGGUGACACUGUUGAGUUGGUGAACGCAGCCUUAUGCCUCUGUCAGUGCCAGUGGCUGUUCCUGUCGUCCCACAGCAGGGAUCGGCCCGCGGGCCUCAAAGUGCUGUGUUACAGAAUGUGAAUGGUGAUAACGGUCUCCUGGUCGAAUGUCAUUCGUCACAAGCUUUGUAAACAACUGGUGUAGACUUACACUGAAAUGUUUAAUUAUGGGCCCUUCCCAACAAUGCAGAGAGAAAAAUAUAGAGAAAAAGAAUAACACAAUGAAUAAAUCCACAAUGGUUAUAUACACGGGGUACCAGUACUGAGUAGAUGUGUAGGGAUACAAGGUAAUUGAGGUUGAUAUGUACAUAUAGGUAGGGGUAAAGUGACUAGGCAACAGGAUAGAUAAUAAACAGUAGCAGCAGUGUAUGUGAUGAGUCAAAGGAGUUAAUGCAAAGAGGGUCAAUGCAGAUAGUCUGGGUAGCUAUUUGGUUAACUAUUUAUUUAGUAGUCUUAUGGCUUGGCGGUAGAAGCUGUUCAGGGUCCUGUUGGUUCCAGACAUGGUGUAUCGGUACCGCUUGCUGCGUGGUAUCAGAGAGAACAGUCUGUGACUUGGGUGGAUGGUGUCUUUGACAAGUGUUUUCCUCUGACACCGCCUGGUAUAGAGGUCCUGGAUGGCAAAGGCAUACGCACUACCCUCUGUAGCGCCUUGCAGUCGGAUGCCAAGCAGUUGCCAUACCAAGCAGUGAUGCAGUGAGUCAAGAUGCCUUUAAUGGUGCUGCUGUAGAACUUUUUGAGGAUCUGAGGGCCCAGGCUAAAUAUUUUCAGCCUCUUGAGGGGGAAGAGGCAUUGUUGUAUCUUCUUCGCGAAUGUGUAGGUGUGUGUGGAUCAUGUUUAUUUGUUAGUGAUGUGGAACUAUGGAACUUGAAUCUUUCGUAUUGCUCCACAACAGCCCCAUCGAUGUGGUAGGAGCGUGCUCAGCUCUCCGUUUCCUGUAGUCCAUGAUCAGCUCCUUUGUCUUGCUGAUGUUGAGGGAGAGGCCGGGUCACUGACCUCCUCUCUGUAGGUGGUCUCAGCAAACUUAAUGAUGGUGUUGGAGUUGUGCACGGCCAAGCAGUCGUGGGUGAACAGGGAGUACAGAAGGGGACUAAGCACGCACCCCUGAGGGGCCCACAUGUUGAGGGUCAGCGUGGCAAGCUUUUUGCUUUCUUGGUUAAAUGUGAGGACACAUUUUAAAAAUAGAGGAGAAAGAUGUAACAGGGUGGAAAUUUUGAGUUGGUGAAUGCAGCCUUGUGCCUCUGUCAGUGCCAGGUGUGUGAGAUUGUUGAUUGUAAUUAAGGGUGUUGCCUUCAGUAUUUUACCUGGCUGUUCUUGUUGUUCUACAGAUAUGCAUUACCAUGAAAAUUCCAAAUUCUGAAGCAUAUCUGGGGAUCUUGUGUUUAUGGCAAGAGUACCCGUAUGCCAAUUUGACCCGCUCUCCUUCACCCAUGGCAUGCCCUCUUUAGAGUAUUGUGCAACAUGUCCUGUGACCACGAGUAAUUGAUCUGAUCUGUGUUAUGCCAUAGCUCAGGCAUAUAUCGAAUGUAAUUGUGGAUUUGUAUGUCAACUAAAGUUUUUUUAUGUCCUGUGAUAGGGAAUCAGUAUGAGCUAAGAGCUUCCAAGGAACAUGUAUGCCUGGAGAUGAAAAUAUUGUUUUGUUUGCUGUAAAAUAAAGUAAUGUUGUUCGCUAUACCUCUUCCUACUAUUCCCAUGCUCCACUCCUUGAUGUUAGAGAACCUGUAUGUUUUAGAUUAGUCCCGAGGACCUCCCCUCGCGUAUAUGAAAAAUGUGGCGUACAAUCGACCCCAGGAAGAGAUACAUGUAAAUCCCCCUUGUUACACAUCAGAAGAGGUUUGAUUCCCAAAUGAGUCCCAAAUGCCUCCCUAUUCACUAUGUAGGAAACUUUGAGUCCCAAAGGCGUCCCUAUUCACUAUGUAGGAAAGUUUGAGUCCUAAAUGCCUCCCUAUUCACUAUGUAGGGACGUUUACGUCCCAAAUGCCUUCCUAUUCACUAUGUAGGAAACUUUUGAGUCCCAAAGGCAUCCCUAUUCACUAUGUAGGAUAGUUUGAAACCCAAAGGCGUUCCUAUUCACUAUGUAGGGAAGUUUGAGUCACAAAUGCCUCACUAUUCACUAUUCAGCCUUAGCUAAUGUGUGCCCUCCUCUGAAAAGUUAUCAUAGCCAUGAUACUUAGAGGAGACCGUGGAUGGUUACAACACAAGAUAGUUUUCUCUCAAUAUCUCAAGUGAGAAUCAUGUGACUCACUGUGCACAUGGUCAGUUUAGUCCUCAAUCCUCAUGUGAAGAAGCAAGACCCAGUGAUAAACUUUUCAGAUUUUAUUGACAAAAAUAUGAUUUUGAGGUAAAAAAUGAAAGAAAUUGACCAAAUGUAUUUUGCCGAUGGCAUCACCUGCUUUGUCGUUAGAUUCACAUAUCUUAUAUCAGGUUUAUAACCAGUGUGUGUAGAUGUAUUUGAUGUAAGUUAGCAAUGCAAAAGUUUGAACGUAGCUAAAACUGAAAAUAACUAAUGGCUGCAAGGGUCAGAGUUAGUUGGAACAACCUAAGGGAAUACAAAUUAUGGGCCCUCCAAGCCUGUACCCCAGUACUACCAUACCAAGGUUACAACUCUGACUCUGAUUCAGUGAGCAUGUCCAGCAUUCACUCACACGCGCACGCGCACGCGCACACACACACACACACACACACACACACACACACACACACACACACACACACACACACACACACACACACACACACACACACACACACACACACACAUGUGUUUCAUGUGUUCUUUGAGAACACUUCUCACAUGUGACAUUUCACAUUUGAAGACGUGUUUUUGGAACAUUUCACAUGACAUUUCGCUUUGAAUUAAUGUGUUUUUAGAACACUUCACGUGACAUUUCACAUGUGAAAAUGUGUUUUUGGACAACAAAAAUGUGUCUAUGAUACACACACAUUGCUUUUAACAUACAGUGUUUUCGUCUUACAUAUUUGACUGAUGUUAAUUUAUACAACAAUUAUUAUUCAAUGUGUCGUCAUCUGGGAUUUGAACUCACAACCUCUUGGUUCACGGCAUUAUGAUAUUUCUGCUACACCACCACACCUGUAUUGUCACGUCCUGACCAUAGAGAGCCCUUAUUUUCUAUGGUGGAGUAGGUCAGGGCGUGACUGGGGGUUUAGUCUAGUUUAUUAUUUCUAUGUGGGGUUCUAGGUUUGUUUUUCUAUGUUAGUAAUUUUGUAUGAUUCCCAAUUAGAGGCAGCUGGUAAUCGUUGUCUCUAAUUGGGGAUCAUAUUUAAGUAGCAUUUUUCCCACCUGUGUUUUGUGGGAUAUUGUUUAUGUGUAGUUGUAUGUCAGCACUCCAUUGUCGGCACGGUUCGUUAUUCUUUAUUGUUUUGUUGUGUGGUUCACUUACUUUAAAUAAAUAAAGAUGUGGAACCCAGA
Messenger RNA from Oncorhynchus masou masou (cherry salmon), 6403 nucleotides. RefSeq names its product interleukin-4 receptor subunit alpha-like. Gene Ontology annotation, biological process: cytokine-mediated signaling pathway. Gene Ontology annotation, cellular component: external side of plasma membrane. The transcript has 14 exons. The record is from RefSeq and is a predicted model, not a curated record. NCBI's taxonomy places the organism in Eukaryota, Metazoa, Chordata, Actinopteri, Salmoniformes, Salmonidae. Gene Ontology annotation, molecular function: protein binding; cytokine receptor activity. Bases 716 to 2455 code for a protein of 579 amino acids.